Messenger RNA from Kwoniella botswanensis, 1755 nucleotides. RefSeq lists its product as uncharacterized. Bases 1 to 1755 code for a protein of 584 amino acids. The transcript has a single exon. NCBI's taxonomy places the organism in Eukaryota, Fungi, Basidiomycota, Tremellomycetes, Tremellales, Cryptococcaceae. The record is from RefSeq and is a predicted model, not a curated record.
AUGACAUACAUACAGUUUCCCAGGUCCACGCCCGCCUCUUCCUCUUCCUCCCCUGGCGCCUCCCCAUCCACCUCGUACUCACCUAUUCGACAUUCUCCCUUAUCUCAACCACCCAUCUCAGCCAUAUCACGCACGCCCUCACCUACUUCUUACGCUGGUAAUGGGGUAAAGCCUAUACCCACACCUAGUCGACGUAGUUGCCAGCCGACCUCGAGGGGAUCUUUAUCGCCAUUGACAUCCCUCGUAUCGCCUUCACCUAGAUAUACGAACGGAAGCAUAUCACCUAAUUCUUCCUUUCACACCCCUCCUCAUGACAAUAUCCAUUCAAUCGAUCAAUCCCCCUCCUCCUCACCCUCUCCUUCACGUCGAUUAUCCCGCUCUCAACCUCUGCUAGGCUCAUACCACCUCUCUCUACUUCACUCACGUAUGUCCUCCGCCCAUCAGCCUCAUCAACUUACCAACGAAUUUUCGAUAAGCUUAGUAUCGAUAGGGAAAGGGAAAUCAUGUCCUGCUCAUCUUAGGUAUUCCAGUCCAUUAGAAAUCCCCUUCUCAGCGGUGUAUUACGAUUUAGAAGAUCCCGAGGCUAUGGGUUCGCUGCCUACCAGAUCUACGCAGAGCCAAUAUCAGAGUCCUUGGACGGGGGGAGUGGAUUUGGAGAAAUAUUAUUACGAUUUUUUCGCAUACCCACGCCCAGACCCACAUCACCAUCCACAUUCUCAUGCUAUAGAUACAGUUACACGAAAGGAUGAGCCACCUUCUUUUCCUGGAUAUCAGGUCUCGCCAGUUGGUCAAUUACAAAUUCUCAUCAAAUCUUCCAAUUCACCCAUCAAGGUGUUUCUUAUCCCAUACGAUCUUAGGAAAGUACCAGUAGGAGGGAGGCUACUAGUCAGGGAGAAAACGUAUUGCAAGAUUAGGGACGAUAUGGUUGAAAAUGCAGGAAAAGGGGUGUUAAAAUAUGCUAUCCAACUCCAAUUCGUCUGUAUACCUUCCUCGUCAUCCCACAUCAAUCGACCAAAGCCUUCAACUUCAUUACCUUAUACACCGUCUCAAGGUCAUUCUCACGAAGGAAAAUCAUACUAUGUGUCGAAAAGUACGAAAGUGGUAUUUGUUUUUACCCCUCCGGACUCAAGGGAGAUGAUGGAUGUAGAAAGGACAGAUGAGAUUGUUGAACCUCCCACCACACCCACAAAUUCAGGUAAUAAGAGGAGAAGAAGUAGUUUGGCAUUUUCACCUGGAUCGUUGGGCAAGACGAGUGAGGAGUGGGAAAUGGUCAGGAUGAAAUGGUUUGCUAGACGAGAUAUGGAAAUGGAUCGAUCUGAAGUAGAUAACACAGGGGAUAAAGUGGACAGAGGGGAUAGUACGAGUUCGAAACGGGAUUGUGAUAUGGGUUUGGUAGUUGAAAAGCCAAGAAUCAUUAGAAAACCUUCUUUGAUAUCUACUACUUCACCAUCACCCUCAUCUCUGCCUACGGAUAUACCCAAAUCGACACUUUCUCCUUUACCUAUAUUAUCGCCUUUACCUAUCCGUUCCACAACAUCGACAUUACACAGAUCAAGACCCUCUACUCCUACCUCGCCUAGACCCAUCUCACCGCAUAUCAAUGGUAGUGGUAGCGGCAAUGGUAAUGGACCACCGUUGAUUUGGAGUCCGACGGGACAGAGGAGGAUGAGGAGGGAAGAUGGGUUGGAGGAAGUGGAGUUGAGUGAGAGGUUGAGGCAGAUGGGUAUGGGAGUGGGAGUGGAUAAGGAGGAGUAA